CAAAUCAAAACAGUUCAGGCUGAAACUUUUACACAUUUGUAUUAUUUUGUAUUAACAAAAAUGGUUUCUGUUGGAUUUUGCAUCUUUGAUUCAAUCGCAGUCAUAGAAACCGCUGUAAGAUUAUCAUAUAUAUAUGCAUUGGUGUUGGACAAUACACAUGUGAAUACUACUCUGGACCCUAUCAUCGCAGAAGAGGAACCGUCUGUCGGACAAAGCAAAGGUGAUGUGUACCAAACAGUUAAACAAUAUGCAAGAUUUGGAUUAUGCCGUGAUUUCGAUGGACAAAAGUACUUCUACAACGCAAUGAAAACUAAGUUUUGUUCGCUGCCAUUGUUAUUUACUGCAAAUCACGUUAUUGGUCUGUGCAGGAAGCGUGACUUCAUGCUAGACAAAUGGGUCUCAGAGUUAUUCGAUUUUGAUGGUGAUGGCUAUAUCUCACACUUAGAAAGGACUUACUAUAAUUAGACUGGCUAUACAUCACACUAAGAAAGGACUUACUAUGAAUAGAUUGGCUAUAUCUCACACUUAGAAAAGACUUACUAUGAAUAUAUUAAUUUAGCUAUACCUCACACUUAGAAAGGACUUACUAUAAAUAGAAAACAACAACUUUUAUACAUUAAAGUUACUGGUUGCAAAGAUUUGGACUUUGUCUAAUUGUGCUAUGAUUCGUACAUUUGUUAAGGCAACAUCAACAGUAAAAUCUCUUUGAACAUAAGAUUGAACUGGUGUUCCAUUACGAAAUGUGAAGCUAACCUAUCUUAUUGUUUGGCAAAUAAAUAACACUGAAUUCAGUUUAUGUUAAUGAUAUCCAGUAAUUGAACUGAUCUGAAAGUAAAGACGUGAUUGAUUUUUAAUGAAAGUGUUGUAUGUUUGCAUUUGAAUGUUUUAUAGGAAGGCAUGCUUUGUAUAACAAAACAUAUACGUAUAAUUAUGAUUAGGCGUUUUUCAUGAGUAGGUGUUUUUACAUGCAACUGAUUUAAUGAUAUCAAAUAUUUGCCUUAAAACAUAUAUCAAUACAUUAAAAUCAUGAACUCUCAUAUUGACCUAUAAAUGCUCGAAAGCCGCUCAUGUUGUCCUGUAAGGAACCAACCCGUCCCCAGUACUUGCCUGAAAUCAUGCUGGAAGAGGAAAACCAAAAUUGCCUCUCUAGAUUUGGCAAACUAAAUCGUUUCAACACUUUUAAAACGUUAUAUGAAAUGAACAGGAAUUUAGCAAAAUAUAAAAAAGAGACAAAGUUGGGGCGGAUGGUGUCAAAUUUCGUUGUCAUAGGUACUUGCAUUUAAA
Mercenaria mercenaria is the source of this 1284-nucleotide messenger RNA. RefSeq lists its product as uncharacterized. NCBI's taxonomy places the organism in Eukaryota, Metazoa, Mollusca, Bivalvia, Venerida, Veneridae. Bases 61 to 465 code for a protein of 134 amino acids. The record is from RefSeq and is a predicted model, not a curated record. The transcript has 4 exons.